GUCGCUCCAAUGAUAUCCACAUUUUCAUAUUCAUUAUUAUUUCUGUUUUAUUCAAAACGUAGGAUUUGCUUUUCUUCUUCUUGAUCAUCAUUCACAGAGAAAAGUAUUUCUAUUUAAACUCAAAUGGAAUUAUUAUCGACUUCAAAGAUGAUUCGACUAGCUUAUAAACGGAUGUGUGUCAUUAUAAUUACCAUCGCCAUCAUUCACAGUCAAAUGCAACAUGUAUUUGGUGCACCAAUCGAUUCAUCAAAUAAUGAAUCAAUGUCGGCGGAAGAACUAAAAGAAAGGAUCAUUAAUUCACAGCUUGAAAAUAAAUGUGAAAUUGAUCAACAUCGUAAGGAUCAAUGCGAAUUAUGUGCACGUUUCCUAUCUGAUCGAAGCGUCGGCUAUCUUGGAUGUUGUACUAAUUAUGAUGGUAUCUAUAAUUUUUGUCAAGAUUUUCUCAACUAUUCUUUCGACGAUCAGCCAAAGCAUAAAUCCUCUGCAGCUAAACGGUUUCCAAAUGAAUGAUUGUUUCUUAUCUUCUCUCCAUCGUUAAUUACAUCAGUACAUCAAUAAUAAUAUUCAUCGGUGAUUAUAAUUAUCAGGACAACAUAGUGAUCAAUUUGUUGACGUUGUCACAA
Dermatophagoides pteronyssinus (European house dust mite) is the source of this 623-nucleotide messenger RNA. RefSeq lists its product as uncharacterized. Lineage: Eukaryota; Metazoa; Arthropoda; Arachnida; Sarcoptiformes; Pyroglyphidae. The record is from RefSeq and is a predicted model, not a curated record.